ACAACAUAUUGCAAUGGAGUUUUCUACCUGUUCUUGGUCCAUCACAUGCUUAAUCUUAAUGAUUUUGCAGCCGUUGUUAUGGAAUAGAAGCUUGUACGCUAAUGGAUGCUAUACGUUCAUCUUUAGCUUUGGCGACUCCCUGGCCGACACGGGUAAUAUUAAACAACUCGCUGCCAUAUCCCACGCGGACAUUCAGUCUCUUCAGUUUCCUUACGGCGAAACCUUCUUUCAUGAACCCACCGGUCGUGCCUCCAAUGGACGCCUCAUCAUCGAUUUCCUGGCUGAGAGCCUUGGCUUGCCACUAAUACCACCGUUUCUGAACGAUAAGGAGAGUGACAAUGUGGUGGCGUUGGGACCAGGAGUUAAUUAUGCAGUCGUGGCAGCAACAGCAUUGGAUACAUCAUUUCAUGAAGCAAGAGGGACUGUUGAUCCUGUAGCAAACAUAUCUUUAGGAGUUGAAUUGGCAUGGUUUAAACGAUCAUUGGCUUCUAUUUGCAGCAACGCCUCAGAUUGUAGAAACUUAAUUGGACGUUCUUUGAUCCUAAUGGGAGAGAUAGGUGGAACCGAUUACAACAAUCCAAUAUUUGACUAUAAGCCAAUCGAGGAGGUCGAAUCAUACGUUCCUCUUGUAAUUGAUACCAUCAUCUCAGCAGUCAAUGAGCUAAUCGAUAUGGGAGCUCAAACACUGGUUGUUCCAGGAACCUUUCCAAUUGGGUGUUCUAGUUCAAUUCUAACAGUUCGUGCUUCUAGAAACAAAAAAGAUUACGAUAACAGAACCGGUUGUCUCAUCAGGUACAAUGAACUUGUCGAAUACCACAAUGAUCUGCUGAUAAAGAAACUAAACCACCUUCGAGAGCUUCAUCUGAAUGUCAUCAUCAUCUAUGCUGACUACUACAAUGCUGCCAUGCAGAUUAUCUAUUCUCCUAUUAAAUUUGGAUUCACAAAUCCGGUUUUGAAGUUGUGUUGUGGAGGUGGAGGCCCAUACAACUACAACUUCAAUCUGUCAGCGCAAUGUGGACAUGUACUUGCGACUGUGUGUGAUGACCCGGAUGCGUAUGCUUACUGGGAUGGAAUACACUUUACAGAAGCUGCAUAUAGAAUAAUAUUCAAGAGUUUAUUUCAAGGCCAAUAUACUACACCCCGCUUUAAUUCCUUGUGUCCUACACCUACACCUACAUCAACAUCACAAGUUGAAGUUACUUUAUCGGGAUCACAAAUACAACGCUGACCUAUCAGAGCAUGGAAAGACAUGUACUUGCCACUUAAAAGGCACUACAAAUAUUUCAUAAAUUGUUAUUGUUUAUGUAAGCUACAUACAUAAUUAAAAUAAAAUAAAUGGCAUACACUAUCCACACAGUUUAAUGAAAAAAGUUGAAUAAAAUAGAAUGUCUAGUAAGUAGUUCAACCAUUCAAUGGAUUAAAAUCAACCAUAAUAGAUGCGAUGUAGGCAUUUAAUGGAUAUGGAGUCGGUUAUGACCCAAACUCCAGAGCUGGCUGUUUGGUACUUUUUUUAAUGUAAGAGAUAUUUGGUACU
Lactuca sativa (garden lettuce) is the source of this 1534-nucleotide messenger RNA. Its product is annotated as GDSL esterase/lipase At1g28610. The record is from RefSeq and is a predicted model, not a curated record. Lineage: Eukaryota; Viridiplantae; Streptophyta; Magnoliopsida; Asterales; Asteraceae. Gene Ontology annotation, molecular function: hydrolase activity, acting on ester bonds.